UGUCAAAUGAAAGAGAAACAGUCCCAUUUGGAUUUCUUUCCUUUCUCAAUCCAUGAUCGUUGCAGUCAGUGCCAGCCCACUGUGUCGCCUCACAGCAAGACAGCACCAAUUCCAGUUCCUACUCAGAUAAGGAAUUAUCAGCGCAUAGAGCAGAAUCUUACAUCUCCUGCCAGCUCUGGCACAAAUCUACAUGGUUCUCCAAGAUCUGCAGUGGUACGAAGGUCCAACACCAGCCCACUGGGCUUCCUCCGGCUGGGAUCCUGCUCCCCAGCACCCACAGACACAGUGCAGACAGUCGGAUGAAGACUCUCCACUGGGUCUUCCAGGCCUUACUCACCUUCCCCUUUGGUUGGGACCAUUCUGGAGCAGCUGAGUCAGUGCUGCUGUGGGCAUCCUCAGGGUCACGAAUCCAGGAGUAGAAACUCCUCAGGUUCCCCAGUGCCACCGGUUCCGUCACCACAGUCUCUCCUGUCGGGCGCUAGGCUGCAGAGCGCCCCGACCCUCACCGACAUCUACCAGAACAAGCAGAAACUCAGAAAGCAGCACUCGGACCCCGUGUGCCCGUCCCACGCCGGGGCUGGGUACAGCUAUUCACCUCAGCCCAGUCGGCCCGGCAGCCUCGGAACCUCUCCCACCAAGCACACGGGGUCCUCUCCUCGCAGUUCAGACUGGUUCUUUAAAACUCCUUUACCAACCAUCAUUGGCUCUCCUACUAAGACCACAGCUCCUUUCAAAAUACCUAAAAUGCAAGCGUCUUCCAACCAGCUAGCCAUGGUGACUCGCCAAGGGCCCUCUGAAGGGCAGACUAAAGAUGGGAGCGAGCCACGGGAGUGCCCUCAUUGUCUCCUAGCUCAAGGGGGCGAGAGGCAGAAGCCUGAGCAGCAGAACAAAGCGGUGUUUGGCAGAUCUGUCCGUGCUGGGAAAUUAUCAGACCAACAAGCGAAGAUACCUUUAGGUGGACACCAGGGCAGCAUGGACAGUUUAAAUACAGAACGACCAAUGGAUACAGCCCCUGCAGGAGCUUGUGGUGGUAGACUGGAACCUCCUAUAGGAACAGCAGCAAGUUCCAGAGCUGUCUUGUUCACUGUAGGAUCUCCUCCACACAGUGCCACGGCCCCCACUUGUACCCAUAUGGUCCUUCGAACAAGAACAACCUCAGGUGAAGAAUUGUCUUAUUAUCAUUUUGGCUUGUGCUUGGAGUGCAGUGUUCUGUCAAUGACUUGA
Enhydra lutris kenyoni (northern sea otter) is the source of this 1224-nucleotide messenger RNA. RefSeq names its product serine/threonine-protein kinase ULK2-like. The record is from RefSeq and is a predicted model, not a curated record. Lineage: Eukaryota; Metazoa; Chordata; Mammalia; Carnivora; Mustelidae. The transcript is spliced from 7 exons.